CUACUAUUACUAACUUUUUAUGUAGCAAUAACCUAUUUUCUAAAAAGUAGGAACUAGGAAUUGAUGAAAAUGGAAAUGGAUAAAGAAAAUAUCGUACAAGCUGUUGUUAUUAUGGACACUUUUAACAGUAAUUUUUCUCCAAUAACAGACAAUAAACCAAUGGGUUUUCUUGAAGUUGCAGGCGUCCCUCUAAUAGAUUAUGUUCUAGAAUCUCUUGCUUUGGGCGGAGUGGGAGAGGCAAUUCUGUUUUGUUGUCAAAAUGGACAAAAAAUAAAAGAACAUGUACAGAAACAUCAAGAUAAUAAGUCUCUGUGGAGUCUUACUAUGGAUAUCCAGAUUUUGAUGUCAGAUACUUGUCAGACCAUGGGUGAUGUGAUGAGAGAGUUAGAUGCUGCUGCUUUGCUGAAAGGAUAUUUUGUGCUAGCUGGUAUCAAUAGCAUUACUAAUAUGAAUUUUGCAAGUCUUCUGGAACAACAUAAACAAACAUGUAAAAAAGACAAAGGGACAGCGAUGACUUUGGUUUAUAAGAAACUUUCUUGGGAACACCCAUUGAUAAGCUCAGACAGGUCAACUUUUUUGGCCGCUAACGAGAAUACAAAGAAAGUGUUAGUGCACAAGAGAUAUAGACCUAAGUCCAAGGAGAAGAUAAUAUCUCUUCCUUUGGAUUUGGUAUUAAAUAAUUCUGAAGUUAAAUUACAUCACAAUCUGGUUGAUACUAACAUUGCACUCUGCUCACCAACAGUCCCACCAUUGUUCUCGGAUAAUUUUGAUUUUCAAACUAGGGAUGACUUCAUUCAUGGCAUAUUAAUUAAUGAGGAAAUUCUUGCCAGCUCAUUAUAUUAUACAUUAUUGAAAUCAAAUCAAUAUGCUGCUGCUAUAACAAAUUGGAAAACUUAUCAAACAGUUUGUAGAGACAUAUUACAUAAGUGGGUGUAUCCACUGUCAAUUGAAUCGGGUUUGUAUUCCCGUGACAAGUAUACUCUUACGGGAAAUCUUAAUUUUGUUGAAAACUCAGCUAUGUUGAGCAGAUCAUGUGUAUUAACCGAAAAUACAUUAAUUGGAGCGAAAACGCAAGUACAAGACAACACCACGGUGACAAAAUCAAUUAUCGGAAAGAAAUGUACAAUUGGAAAUAAUGUCAUAAUCAAUGGAUCACACAUAAUGAAUAAUGUAAUAAUAAAGGACAACUGUAGAAUUUCAAACAGUUUUAUUGAUGACAAUUGUGUUAUUAGUGAAGGAUCAAAUCUACAUGCUGGCACAAUAAUUGCAGAAAAUGUCAAAGUGGAAUCAGGAAGUGAUCUCAAAGGCAGAAUAGAAUGUUCUAUUGACAAUGAUAAAAAACUACAAAAAUCAGAAUCAAGUGGAACAGAAUGGGAAGAGUCAUCUGGGAGUAGUGAUGAGGAGUUUAUUGGUUUUGAUAAAGUAUGGAGUGACAGUGAAUCUUGUUAUUCUUCAAUCAGUUCAGCAGAUUCUUCAUUACCUGACUCUCCUGUACCUGAUGAUACUAAAAUGUUCUUGCAAGAAGUCAUAGACAGCUUAGCAAGAGGCUAUGAUGAAAAAUUGAAAUGCGAUUACCUUAUAUUAGAAAUAAAUUCAUCAAGAUAUGCCUACAACAUUCAGUUAAAUGAAGUCAAUUUUUUCGUUGUCCGAGCAUUACUUAGUAUGCCUGUUUUGUCUGAAGCUAAGAAUGUGCUCACAACUGUAAAAGAUAUAUUGAAAUAUUUCCGGCCUGUAUUAGCAAACUACAUCAAGUCAAAAUCUUCUAUAAUGGAUUGCUUACGAGCUGUUGAGGACACCUGUUUAAAUUGUGAAUGGCUAGAUGGAAAAUCUGGACAAAUUUUACACUUAUUAUAUGAAGCUGAUGUAGUAGAUGAAGAUUCUUUGGUGGAUUGGUAUGCUGAAUUAAAGGAAAAUGCAAAUCCUUUUGUCAAACAGCCUUCACUUGUAAAAUUUUUUGAAUGGCUUCAAGAAGCAAGUGAAGAAAGUGAUGAUUCUGAAUAAGUAGGUAAUUAAUAUGUUAGACAACUAGCAUCAUUAAAAUGAAAUGUUAUUUCAGUUAUUAAAUAAAUUUGAUUUUAUUGCCAUAA
Bombyx mandarina (wild silkworm) is the source of this 2087-nucleotide messenger RNA. RefSeq names its product eukaryotic translation initiation factor 2B subunit epsilon (gene eIF2Bepsilon). Gene Ontology annotation, molecular function: translation initiation factor binding; translation initiation factor activity; guanyl-nucleotide exchange factor activity. Lineage: Eukaryota; Metazoa; Arthropoda; Insecta; Lepidoptera; Bombycidae. The record is from RefSeq and is a predicted model, not a curated record. Gene Ontology annotation, cellular component: eukaryotic translation initiation factor 2B complex.